Messenger RNA from Exophiala bonariae, 831 nucleotides. RefSeq lists its product as uncharacterized. The record is from RefSeq and is a predicted model, not a curated record. The coding region runs from base 1 to 831 and encodes 276 amino acids. Lineage: Eukaryota; Fungi; Ascomycota; Eurotiomycetes; Chaetothyriales; Herpotrichiellaceae. The transcript has a single exon.
AUGACUGAUUUUUCUUCGAUUCACGACUCGGUGCUGAUUGCCGCGCGAGAUGCCGUUCUGCAAAAGCAGGCAGGCAAUACCCUGGAUGGGAAAGUGGCUAUCGUAUCAGGAUCAAGUUCGGGAAUAGGUAAAUCGAUUGCUGUCGAAUUAGCAUCUCGAGGCGCAUCGGUGGUCAUCAAUUACCCUCUGCCAAACCUGGAGGGCGAAGCAAAUGCUGUGUUGGAAAUUCUCCCAACACCGUCAAGAGCCGUCUGUGCGGACAUGGGUUCAAAACAGGGCCCUGCUCGAGUGGUGGAAGCGGCCGUCGAAGCGUUUGGCAAGAUCGACAUCAUAGUCAACAAUGCAGCCAUCGCUGUCAACAAACCGUUUGAGGAGCAAACGCUGGAUGAAUGGGACCUACUGGUCAACAUCAACGGGCGAGGAGUCUUCCUGCUUACCCAGGCCGCACUACCGCACCUCACACAACCUGGAGGCAGGAUCGUCAACGUCUGCAGUGCAUCGUCGCGAGCACCUCCACCCAUGCAGACCAUCUACGCGGGGACGAAAGGCAUGGUGGACAGCUUUACUCGUUGCUGGGCCAAGGAGCUCUCGCGGAAAUAUGGAUGUACGGUGAAUGCUGUCAGCCCAGGACCAACACGGACCGAAGGGUUUGCGGCAGCUGGACCAGAAGUCAUGAAGAUCUUGCAGCCGAUAAUCGACAGUAUUCCAGUUGCUCCUCGAAUGGCAGAAGCUUCAGAGAUUGCAUACGCGGUUGCAUUUCUGUGCGAAGAGCGGGCGAGAUGGAUCAACGGAGUGCAUCUCCAUGCGAACGGUGGCCUCUUUGUGGACUAA